Anopheles aquasalis is the source of this 1734-nucleotide messenger RNA. RefSeq names its product homeotic protein deformed (gene Dfd). The record is from RefSeq and is a predicted model, not a curated record. Gene Ontology annotation, molecular function: DNA-binding transcription factor activity, RNA polymerase II-specific; RNA polymerase II cis-regulatory region sequence-specific DNA binding. Gene Ontology annotation, biological process: anterior/posterior pattern specification; positive regulation of transcription by RNA polymerase II. Gene Ontology annotation, cellular component: nucleus; nucleoplasm. Lineage: Eukaryota; Metazoa; Arthropoda; Insecta; Diptera; Culicidae.
AUGAGUUCGUUUCUUAUGGGAUAUCCGCAUCACCAUAUUCAAUCGAUGGGCAUCAAUAUCGAGCCCAAAUUUCCUCCAAGCGAAGAUUACAGUGGGUUUCACAAUGGAUAUGGCUCGGUCAAUGGAAUCACGCAGGCUGGAACACCAGAGUACUUGCAUCAUUCCCAGCAAGAUCCUCUUCAUCAUACUAGUGCGACAAGUGUGGUUAGUGGUGCAAAUAGUGCAGGAGCGAAUGGGUUACUGGGCAACGCGGCCAGUGGUGUCGGUGGUGCUGCAGGCGGAUACAACGGUUACUCACCAUCCAUGGCCGGCCACUAUUAUCACCACCCUUCGCAUCAUCAUCACCACCACCAUCCACACGGCCAUCACCCACAUAAUGGGUAUGUGUCACCUGUGCAAAUGCAACCGGCGCCCGCGGCUACUAUUGCGCCAUCCACCGUCCUCCCAACAACAGCUUCUUCCACGAUCUCGUCCAGCUCUAUUGCGAAUCAUAACAAUUCCUAUUCCAAUGUGUCUGCCGGAUAUUACGGCGGAUACUAUGGAGCGCCUCAAGGGCAUCAAUCCCUCAUGGACACACCGCUACAUUGCGCUGGGUCGGAGGUUAGCAAUACAGCGCUCGGUUUACAGGAGCUUGGGAUGAAAUUGGAUAGACGAAUAGAAGAGGCGGCUCCGGCAGGACAACAGCUGCAGGAACUUGGGAUGAGGCUACGCUGUGAUGAUGCUAGUUCCGAUCAGGAUGAGUUUCUCGAUGAGGAACGCAUGAUGCUCGAUCGAUCGCCCGAAGAGCUGGACUCCAACGAUGGUGAUUUGGACGAGUUGGACUCGGAUAAUGAUCUCGCAGACGAUCUGAUGCACGCAACCAGCGAUGGCGAAAGAAUCAUCUAUCCUUGGAUGAAAAAAAUUCACGUCGCCGGCGUCGCGAAUGGAUCCUAUCAACCGGGCAUGGAACCGAAGCGACAGCGCACGGCAUAUACUCGUCAUCAAAUUCUAGAGCUUGAGAAGGAGUUUCACUACAACCGCUACCUAACGCGACGCAGGCGAAUAGAGAUUGCGCACACAUUGGUGCUAUCGGAGCGACAGAUAAAAAUCUGGUUCCAAAAUCGUCGCAUGAAAUGGAAGAAAGACAAUAAACUUCCGAACACGAAGAACGUUCGGAAGAAAAAUGGAGAUCAGAGCAAAUCCGGCGCUUCUGCCAACGGGCAAACUGGUGGCACUGGUGGGAAUGCGCCGGCGAAAAAGACUCGUAAAUCGAAUGGGUCAGCAGUCAACGGCAAAUCGAAACAGCAACAACAAAGUCUUCAAAGUGAAUGCCUUCGAACAGAUAGCUUAGAGAGUAUGAGUGAUGUCCAUGGUACAAUAAAUGCUCCUCAUAAUGGAGCGUCAUCGUACAUUUCGGGAGCUGACGUAACCGGAAUGGUAGCGCUAACGAAUGGAUCAAGUGCCAGCAAUGGUUCUAACAGCAACCUCGAUCUUCUCUCGCAACACCAGCAUCAACAGCAGCAGCAGCAGCAGCAGCAGCAGCAGCAGCAGCAACAACAUCACCACCACCAUCAUCAACAGCAUCAACAGGGUCAUCAACAGCAUUCACACCAAUCCCACCCAAUUAACACUCAAAAUACCAACAACAACAAUAACAAUAAUAAUAAUAGCAACGCAACCAACAACAUGAAUGGUGUCAUCGGCAGCUCACAUUCCAUAAGCAUUAAAAACGAUUAUGAUCUAACUGCACUGUAG